Trichosporon asahii var. asahii CBS 2479 is the source of this 1353-nucleotide messenger RNA. RefSeq lists its product as uncharacterized. Gene Ontology annotation, molecular function: dol-P-Man:Man(5)GlcNAc(2)-PP-Dol alpha-1,3-mannosyltransferase activity. NCBI's taxonomy places the organism in Eukaryota, Fungi, Basidiomycota, Tremellomycetes, Trichosporonales, Trichosporonaceae. The coding region runs from base 1 to 1353 and encodes 450 amino acids. The record is from RefSeq and is a predicted model, not a curated record. Gene Ontology annotation, cellular component: endoplasmic reticulum. The transcript has 6 exons.
AUGCCGCCAAAGAAAGCGGCCAAGACGCAAACCAAAGCCUCCCCAAAGAAGCGAGCGACGAUAGAGACCACCGAGGAGGUCGUCGUCGAGCAGCCCACGAAGUAUGUUGACCUUACCGUCGCGAAUGUGCUCAGCGAUCCCGUCGCGGUCGCCAACUCGGUCCUGAACGAUCGAAGAUACUACUGGCUCGUUGCUGGUCUCCUUGCGCUCUUCCAGCUUGUCCUCGGAAUAGCUAUCAUUCUCAAGGUUCCAUCAGGUCGACAUGUUCCUGUCGGGAGAGCGCGACUACUCGAAGAUCGAAGGAGAGACAGAUAUCCCGCCGGUCACCUCUACAUCUACACGGCCUUCCACAAGCUCCUCCCCGCUCACGGUCGCGAGCGACCAGCACAGUUCAUCUUCCUCGGCGUCGAAACCGUGACCUUCCUCCUUGCUGCGCAGAUCUACUACCUCGCUGGAAGGACGAAGCACGUGCCGCAGUGGACGCUGAUCCCCCUUGUGCUGAGCAAGCGUUCGCACUCGAUCUACCUCCUGCGCCUGUUCAACGACCCGCUCGCAAUGGUGCUGCUCUACUCGGCCGUUGUGCUCUUCCAGUACGACUGGUGGAAGAUCGGCUGCUUCGUGUACAGUCUCGCGCUCGGUGUGAAGAUGAACAUCCUCCUGUUCCUUCCCGGCCUCCUCGUUCUGCUGUUCCAGUACACCGGCUUCUUCGAGACGUUCAAGGCGGUCGUGAUCAUCAUCUUCGUGCAGCUCGGUCUGCCGUCGAUGCACUUCCUCGACGACGUCCCCAACAUCAUUGCGUACUUUACGUCGGCGUUCGACUUUUCGCGCCAGUUCCUGUACAAGUGGACGGUGAACUGGCACAUGCUCGGCGAGGAGCGCUUCCUGUCGCAGAAGUUUGCGAAGGGUCUUCUCAUCGCUCAUGUUAUCACGCUCAUCGCCUUCGGAUGGUGCCGAUGGAACCCCGUGCCAGGCGGCACGCCUGCGGUUCUCAAGCGCGGCCUCUUCACUCUCCGCAACAUGUUCAAGCCCGCCGUUCUCCCCGGCCAGCUGACGAGCCACCUCUUGUUCUGCUCGAACCUGAUCGGCGUCGCCUUCGCGCGCUCGCUGCACUACCAGUUCCACGCCUGGUACUUCCACCAACUGCCGUUCCUUCUUUACUUUGGAGGCUCUGCCGGCCUCCUCGCCGUGCUUGAGAAGGCGUGGGACACGUACCCCGCCACGAAUAAAAGCUCCCUCAUGCUCAAUACUGCGCAUAUUGUCAUGCUCGCUGGAUUGUGGUACAUGAACGCCCCUGGACGGCAGCAGAGGCAGACCCAGCAGCAGCAGACGACGCUGCAGAAGAAGGUCAAGUAA